Messenger RNA from Solanum stenotomum, 985 nucleotides. RefSeq names its product NDR1/HIN1-like protein 13. Lineage: Eukaryota; Viridiplantae; Streptophyta; Magnoliopsida; Solanales; Solanaceae. The coding region runs from base 136 to 924 and encodes 262 amino acids. The record is from RefSeq and is a predicted model, not a curated record. The transcript has a single exon.
CCAAAUUAUCUCAAGCGACCUUCUAUCUCUAUGACCAACUCCAAAUUUCCAUGCAUGUAACCAUAAAUAUUCUUAUAUUGUCACAUUUCUUCUUGUUCUUCGAUUUCUGUUACGUCCACCCCUCCUCUCUUUGACAUGGAAGGGCGGACCCCACUCACCGGGAACGGAAAAAAAAGCAUUAACAAACUUUCUUCGGCAACAUCCCUCCGUUUAGCUUCCCCUUCUGACCGAACAUCAGAUACUUUCGUUGUUCAAAUCCCUAAAGAUCAAGUUUAUCGUGUGCCACCACCCGAAAAUGCAAAAAUUGUGGAAAAUCGUGCCCCUAAGGAUAAUGUACAAAGCAAGAGAAAAAUUGGACGACGUUGUUGUUGGACCUUAUUGGGGAUAUUAAUAUUCGGUAUCGUUAUAGGUAUUACCAUCGCGAUUAUUCACAUGUUGUAUAUACCUAAAUGUCCUAAAUUUUCCGUUGUUAAUGUCCAUUUCAAGAAUGUCACGGACCCUAAUAAUCGCGAUCAAGGACAAAAAAAUCAACAUCCAAAAUUCGAGUUUGAUUUGAAAGUAAAUAAUGUAAAUGAAAGAAUGGAUGUUUCAUUUGGUGAUGGAAAGACAAAUUUUGUUUACAAGAAACAUGAUAUAGGACAAGGGAAAUAUCCAUCAAAUUCACAAAGAGGUUUGGGUACAAAUAAUAUUCAUCUUAAUCUUGAUGUUGGUUCAAAUGGGAAAUUGCCUAGUGAUUUGUUGAAGACAAUUGAAGAUGAGAACAAGAAAAUAGUAAUAAUGUCAUUGAUGAUUCAUGUGCCAAUGGAAAUUAAAAGUUGGAUUAAAAAUUUGAAGAAAGAUUUGACAAUUACUUGUGAUUUUGAUGUGGAAGAUUUGACAAAGAAAUCCAAGAUUAUGCCUAAUGAGUGUAUAACGGAUUUCUAAUUUGGGUGUUAUGUCUUGUUGGCUAGAAAUAUGUUUUUGGCAUAUCUAUCGAUCGAACCAG